Trematomus bernacchii (emerald rockcod) is the source of this 3470-nucleotide messenger RNA. RefSeq names its product ETS variant transcription factor 5a (gene etv5a). Gene Ontology annotation, molecular function: DNA-binding transcription factor activity, RNA polymerase II-specific; sequence-specific DNA binding. The coding region runs from base 236 to 1825 and encodes 529 amino acids. Gene Ontology annotation, cellular component: nucleus. NCBI's taxonomy places the organism in Eukaryota, Metazoa, Chordata, Actinopteri, Perciformes, Nototheniidae. The record is from RefSeq and is a predicted model, not a curated record. Gene Ontology annotation, biological process: regulation of transcription by RNA polymerase II; cell differentiation. The transcript is spliced from 13 exons.
UGUGAGUCGAAGGAGGCACAUCACUGUAACAUUGCGCAGACAAAUACUCGACUACAGACACUUUGUUUUUAUAUUUGUGGAUAUUAAUACCGCAUUUUCUCUCUAAAGAGGACGUCUAUACACACAAACAAGUGACCCUCAAAGUGACCCGGGCGCUGUCGCUUUAAAGCGAACGCGAACACCUCCCCCUCCCCCCAAAUAUCGGAGCCCCCCCCCUUCCAAUCAAGCAGAUAACAUGGACGGAUUCUACGACCAGCAAGUCCCAUUUAUGGUCCCACCCAGCCAGCACAAGUCUCACGUGGAGGAGCUUUCUCACAUCAGGCCUGUGAGCGACAGGAAGAGGAAGUUUGUGGACACAGAGCUCGCCCAGGACACAGAAGAUCUCUUCCAAGACCUAAGUCAGCUUCAAGAAAUCUGGAUCGCAGAAGCCCAGGUGCCCGAUGACGAACAGUUUGUCCCAGACUUCCAGUCGGAUAGCUUGAUGUUUCAUGGUCAGCCACCGGCCAAGAUCAAACGCGAGCUGAAUCCCGCCAAAGAGUUUUCUCCUUGUCGCCAGGAUAGGAGUCCCAUGCCCUACGGAGAGAAGUGCCUUUACAGCUACAGUGCCUGUGACAGGAAGCCCUCUCCCGGGUUCAAGCCAUUAACCCCCCCCUCCACGCCGGUCUCUCCCUGCGGCCCCUCCAGCGCGCACACUCCCCCUCCUCACUCCCACGUAGCCCAUCCCACACGUCCAGUGCACGUACAGCAGCCAAUCACAGCGAGCGCAGGCUCCCCCAACCAGCAGGCGCUCUCUGUGCACAGCCCCCCCUUCGCCGUGCCCUGCGCCCCCAUCAGCCAGGAUGCCAACAACUUCUCCCCUGAGCACAGGUUCCAGCGGCAGAUGUCAGAGCCAUGCCUCCCUUUCCCCCCCUCAGAGAGCCAGGCGCGCCCCCACUUCCUGCCCCAGCCUCCCAGCAGCCACCACAGCCUGCCCCGCGACGGCCGGCCGCCGUACCACCGCCAGAUGUCCGAGCCGCUGGUAGCCGUGCCGCCCCAGGGCUUCAAGCAAGAGCUCAUCGACCCGCGCUACGCAGAGCAGGGCGUCCCCUCCAUGGGGCCCCCAGGUGCUCCACAGGGGCCCCCGCGCCAAGCUUUCCACCCCAUGGCCAUCAAGCAGGAGCCACGAGACUUCUGCUUCGAUUCUGAAGUGCCUAACUGUCAGUCAUCGUUUGGGAGAGCGGGGAGCUUCUACCAAAAUAACCAUGAAAGUUUCUCCUUUGACAGAGAGACUCAGCUGUACUUUGACGACACCUGUGUGGUCCCUGAGAGACUAGAAGGUAAAGUAAAGCAGGAGCCCUCUGUGUUUCGUGACGGACCCCCCUAUCAGCGCCGCGGCUCCCUGCAGCUCUGGCAGUUUCUGGUCACGUUACUGGACGACCCGGCUAACGGACAAUUCAUCGCCUGGACCGGCCGCGGCAUGGAGUUCAAACUGAUCGAGCCCGAGGAGGUGGCUCGUCGCUGGGGCAUCCAGAAGAACCGGCCGGCCAUGAACUACGACAAGCUGAGCCGCUCGCUGCGCUACUACUACGAGAAGGGCAUCAUGCAGAAGGUAAAGGUGGCCGGUGAGAGGUACGUGUACAAGUUUGUGUGCGACCCCGAGGCUCUCUUCUCCAUGGCGUUCCCCGACAACCAGAGGCCCAACCUCAAGGUGGACCCAGACAGCCUGCCGGGCCCCGAGGAGGACACGGUGCCCCUCACUCACUACGAGGAGAACGCCCCCUACCUGCUGGACGCCAGCGAGCAGUGUGUGGCAGGUCUGCCCUUCCCCGACGGCUACGGCUACUAAAAGCAAAACACACAUGGACACGCAAACACUCCCAAAGUCGCCCGAAAAAAAUCCAGAGCUGGAACUUGCUGAGUCGCUUGGAGGGCAAAUUCCUCUCCUGCUCCCUGGAAAAAAACCUUCAUAAAACUCUGAUGAAGCUCCCAAGCUAAGAAUGAAUGAGGGGGAAAGAAAAAAAGCCUGCGACAGCUCCUCUCCUGCGAGUGAAAGAGAGAGGUUGUGUAACCAGUGAAGAGGAACUGGACUGCAAGAGGCCGCUUCUGCUGCAGAGACCAAAUAAAAGCGAAGCCACGUGGCGCCAUCUUUAAAAGAACUGACCAGGGGGGGGGGGGAAAACCCACUUUGUACAAGAGUCGUUCUGAUUUUGUGACAAUCUGCUUUUCUUAAAAACAAUCAAGUAACCAAUAGAGUUUUAAAUACAAACUAAUUCUAAAUGCAGCACUAUUCUAUAGUUGCCUUUUUUUGGGUCGCCCCCAUUCUUAUGUCGCCACAUCCGUGAAAGGGCUUUAAUUUGCAUAGCACGGAUUCAAGAUGGAAAACAUAUAUUCUAAACUCACAGAUCACUUAGUUUUCUGUAGAUACAUUUUAGUUUGCAUCCGCCAGCUGUUCUUUAGAGACCCAGGCCUCUCAGGUUUCUGGGGCGUUGCUGUAUUUCAGGCUCGUUGGUUGGGCUGCUCUCUCUCGUGUACAUGUUACGUUCUUUAACCGCUUCUGCCCGUGUAAGAGAUUGUAUCCGCUUCCCUUUAGAAACUGCAGUCUAUACAGUACACUCCUCAUGUCUGCUCAUCACUGCUGGGUCCCUUUUUAUUAUACCGCUCCAAGUUUUAGAGAUGAUUAGCACUCCAUCUCCUCCAUUUCAAAAGGGAUGCAAGUAUUUCCCCUGAUAAAUGUAUGAUAAAAUGGUCACGUUGCUCCUAUUUCUUUUUUAUUUUGUAUCUCUGUCUGGGUGCUUCAUGUUUUCCUCGGCAGUGUACUAGUUACUCUGAUGCACCAGUAUGGCAGGCUGCAUCGGGAUGUUGCAUGCAAAGUAAAAACGAAAUAAAGAAGGGUGACUUUCUCCUUCUUUCGGACACCUCUGCCAGUCACAAGUGGUCAACAGGAGGCUUCUCUUUGCAUGGUGUAAGACUGUGUCCACUAACAUAUCGCUUUACUGUCUCUGGACAAAGAAGAUAUUUGUGAUAUUCUCUGCAUUUGUUGUCUGUGUGUUCAUUAUGUAUGUUUCUUAAUAUGGGGGGGAGGGCGAAGACAAACGUAUAUAAAGUAUAUAUUUUUGCUAUAAGGCUGCAUUUGUUUUGAUUUUAAUGUAAAAGCUGUAUAGUUCUGGCUCUAAUAGACAAUGUAGCUUUUUAAAUCUUGAUCCUUUACAAAGCUACUACUGCAGACUGUUUCUUUAAGAGGCCUCAAGGUUGGAGAAUGGAGGAGACGAUGUUAUUCUCUUGCCUGUAAAAGUGUGUGUGUGUGUGUGUGUGUGAACGCCGGAGUUCCAUCAAAGGUGAACACACACAUUAUAUCAUGGGCUCCACUCCAGGCACAGGGAUUGUCUGCACUUGUAUAGGCUUCAGUCCCCUCCCCUCACAAUGUGUUUCUUACACUGCUGAGUUUAUGAUAAUCUGUACUGGGUACAAUAAACGGUCCUUUAUGCUUCAUU